Molecule: messenger RNA, 600 nt
Organism: Exophiala bonariae
Lineage: Eukaryota; Fungi; Ascomycota; Eurotiomycetes; Chaetothyriales; Herpotrichiellaceae
Exons: 2
Coding region: 1-600 (199 amino acids)
Cellular component (GO): membrane
Source: RefSeq, a predicted model, not a curated record
AUGUCAAAGGAGGUGAAAUCACAGGCGGCCGCUAGCGAUGGGAUCCAGAAUACUUCCGGGGCUUUGGUCGCCGCCGCAAGCGGGCUAUACGUGGCUGGGAUCCCUCUCACCUCCUGGCUGGCGCAGCCUGGCGGAAUGCUCGAAAAACUCACCAAUGCAAUUGUGCGUACGAUCACUGGGAACACUACAUCCGACCGCGCCGUACCAGCACUCGCAGCUCUCUACUUGUUCUGGACUUUCGGCGCAAGCGGUGCCUGCUCAGCCGCAGGCCAGGCUAUGGCUCGACAGGAAGGUCUCGACAGCAGCACUCCUCGACAGUAUCUUGGUCAGAUGAGAGGUUUGCCACUGCGAUUGUUUUCAGCCCACAGCAAUUUGAUGGAAACAUUCCCGAGCUUUGCAGUCGCUGCUGCUUUGACGCAGGCAUUGGCGCCAAACAACCAGUUACUAGUAAAUCUUUUGGGAUUUCAUGUGAUAGCCAAGGUGUUCGUGUUCUAUCCCAUGUAUCUCUUGGACGUCCCGCCACCACGGACCUUCUCACACAUUUUCGGGAUCUCAUCUGUCCUCAAUGUCUGCUGGCAGCUGGCUAGAGGUGCAACGUGA